UUCAUCAGACGGACUCGGGGUGCGUCGCGUCUCGCAGCCAUCAGCGCCCUGUGCGGCGACAUUUCUGACUUGAGUGGAGGAAUGCGCGAAGGCAGCCCGGCAGGACCCGGUCUUGGAGGAUGUUCUUGGCGCCAAGGCUGCUCGCCCUGACGGAUGUCCCCUCGGACCCAGCGCCACGUCUUCAUCUGAAAUAAAAUGAGAGCGGUGCCAAGCGGGAGAGAACCGCCGGGCUGCUGGUUCUGAUCCCCGGGAAUCGGGAAAUCGUCCUGCGGCUUAAUUUGAAAAAAAAAAAAUAAUAAUAAUAAUAAGAGAAAAAAAUUAGAAAUAGGAGGAAAAAAAAUCCCUCCGUAAAAGUUUAAGGCGAGAAGUGUCAGAGGCAGGGGCGCGAGGAGGCGCGGAGGAGAGCGGGCAGGCGGGGACUGGGCUGCGAGACCGCCCGGCGGCGGCGAUUCCAUUAUUAAUAUCGCCACAUUUUUGGAGGGAGAGGCACCUUUCCCGUCCGCGCUUCCUCUCCGCCCACCCCCGCUCCCUCCUCCUCAUCUACCUGUCAAAGUCACCGAUCUUCUGCAUUUCGGAAGAGGACGUCAACGAGAAGGAAUCCCCCCCUCUCCGCCAGGGCUCCGAGAGGGGGCGUCGCGCAGGAGGCUCCCCCCAGGGGCCCGGAGGCGAAGGGUGCUGGUGCCAGAAGGAUGGUUGGUGGGACACAGACACCAGGCUGGAGACACGCACCCUCGUGCUUCGAGUACUGACAUCGGAGGGCGAAGAGCCCUUGGGAGCCAGCCCCGCACGCCCAGGACCUACCCCAGGGCUAUCGGAUGUACAGCCAGAGAGCCCUCCCUUUGCCAAGUCGUGAUCUGCGACUAGACGUCUUUUCCAAACACCAAACUAGACCCCGGUCGAAUGGACAAGGAAAAAACUGCCAGUGGCUAUUAACACCGAACGCCCGAGUAUGUUAGCAGGUCACCAAAGUCCCUGAUGUCCCCGAACACGCACAGUCUCUCAACCCUUCACACUCAGCUUUGGAAUCGACUUUGAGGUCUCAUCCUCUUUUUUUUUUUCCUUUAAACACAACGCUGUUUAUGUCUAUGCGUAUGUGAAAUAGACACAGCCCCCCGAGGAGCAGGCCCCGCGUUAGUUCCCGCCAGGGCUGCCAAGAACUUAGAGAUGUAUUUGUCACGGUUCCUGUCCAUUCACGCCCUCUGGGUGACGGUGUCCUCGGUGAUGCAGCCCUACCCGCUGGUGUGGGGACAUUACGAUGUGUGUAAGACUCAGAUUUACACGGAAGAAGGGAAGGUUUGGGAUUACAUGGCCUGCCAGCCGGAGUCCACGGACAUGACCAAAUACCUGAAAGUGAGGCUGGACCCGCCGGACAUCACCUGCGGAGACCCUCCCGAGACGUUCUGUGCAAUGGGCAACCCCUACAUGUGCAAUAACGAGUGUGACGCGAGCACCCCCGAGUUGGCACACCCCCCGGAGCUGAUGUUUGAUUUCGAAGGAAGACACCCGUCCACCUUCUGGCAGUCCGCCACCUGGAAGGACUACCCCAAGCCUCUCCAGGUGAACAUCACUCUGUCCUGGAGCAAAACCAUCGAGCUCACGGACAACAUCGUCAUCACCUUCGAGUCGGGGCGGCCGGACCAGAUGAUCCUGGAGAAAUCUCUGGACUACGGGCGCACAUGGCAGCCCUACCAGUAUUACGCCACAGACUGCCUGGAUGCCUUCCACAUGGACCCCAAGUCCGUGAAGGAUCUAUCCCAGCACACGGUCUUAGAAAUCAUCUGCACCGAAGAGUACUCCACGGGGUACAUGACAAACAGCAAGAUAAUCCACUUUGAGAUCAAAGACAGGUUCGCGUUUUUUGCUGGGCCCUGGCUACGCAACAUGGCUUCCCUGUACGGGCAGCUGGAUACAACCAAGAAGCUCCGAGAUUUCUUUACGGUCACAGACCUGAGGAUCCGGCUCUUGAGACCAGCCGUCGGGGAAAUAUACGUGGACGAGCUGCACCUGGCUCGCUACUUUUACGCCAUCUCAGACAUCAAGGUGCACGGGAGGUGCAAGUGCAACCUGCACGCCACCGUGUGCGUGUACGACAACAGCAAGCUGGCCUGCGAGUGCGAGCACAACACGACGGGCCCGGACUGUGGCAAGUGCAAGAAGAACUACCAGGGCCGGCCUUGGAGCCCGGGCUCCUACCUGCCCAUCCCCAAGGGCACCGCCAACACCUGUAUCCCCAGUAUUUCCAGUAUUGGUAAUCCUUCAAAGCUUAAUAGGAUUUGGCCGAAUAUUUCUUCCCUUGAGGUUUCUAACCCAAAACAAGUUGCUCCCAAAGUAGCUUUGUCAACAGUUUCUUCUGUUCAAGUUGCAAACCACAAGAGAGCCAAUGUCUGCGACAACGAGCUUCUGCACUGCCAGAACGGAGGGACGUGUCACAACAACGUGCGCUGCCUGUGCCCCGCCGCCUACACGGGCGUCCUGUGCGAGAAGCUGCGGUGCGAGGAGGCCGGCGGCUGCGGCUCGGGCUCCGGCCCCGGGGCGUCCGCGCUCCGCCGCCCGGCGCUGCUGGUGACCGCACUGCUGGCCACCGCCGGGCCCUUGGUGAUCUAGGCUGCGCUGUAGCCACCGGCCGGGCCUGUGCCCUCGGGAAGCAAACGCGGCCCAAGCCUUUGCCACUGACCUAGAAACCCACACGCAGACACCCCCACUCAGACGCAGGGAACGAACUCAAGAGGCCCGACUGAACUAAGCCAUAUCUGUCAGCCGUGGGCGCACCUGCGAGUC
Phyllostomus hastatus (greater spear-nosed bat) is the source of this 2778-nucleotide messenger RNA. It is a transcript of the gene NTNG1, whose product is annotated as netrin G1. The transcript is spliced from 8 exons. Gene Ontology annotation, molecular function: cell-cell adhesion mediator activity. The record is from RefSeq and is a predicted model, not a curated record. NCBI's taxonomy places the organism in Eukaryota, Metazoa, Chordata, Mammalia, Chiroptera, Phyllostomidae. Bases 1165 to 2604 code for a protein of 479 amino acids.